Molecule: messenger RNA, 3717 nt
Organism: Herpailurus yagouaroundi (jaguarundi)
Lineage: Eukaryota; Metazoa; Chordata; Mammalia; Carnivora; Felidae
Gene: PRDM8
Product: PR/SET domain 8
Exons: 8
Coding region: 982-2955 (657 amino acids)
Biological process (GO): oligodendrocyte development; regulation of DNA-templated transcription
Cellular component (GO): nucleus
Molecular function (GO): protein binding
Source: RefSeq, a predicted model, not a curated record
CCAGCUCUCCACACUCCUGUCCCGGGGGAAACGGCUGGGAACGGGGAUCGGAGGAACUGCCUACUGGGUCCCCCGCCUUCGCUAGACCUGCCAAUCGAAACCGCCCCGAAAUUCGGGGGCCAUGGCAGGGGCAGGCCUCUCCUUCUCCGCCACACACGCAAGCACUCAGGCCGCUCCUGCGCCGCAGACUCCCGUCCUUUGCCCGCCUCGGCCCGAGCCCCGGCCGCCAGGCCCCUUCCCUCGCACCCGCACCCCUCCCGCUGCCGAGGCUCCAGAUGGCGGCUCCUCGCGUCGGGCUCGAGGCCCCCAGACGCCGCCCAGCAGCAGCCGGCGGUCGCUCCCUCCCUCCCUCCCAGCUGCUGCGGCAGAGACCAGGAUGGACUGCUUUGAGAGGAGGGCAGGCUCCUGCACAGGCUCUGAUUGGGACGGGAGCCCCGCCGCGGAGGGGCACGCGGGAGCCGCGCUCACGGGGAAGCAGCUUUGCAGGCCCCAGAUGCUCCUCUGAGUGCCCGACACAGCAGCCCUGAGACUGGCGGCAGGGGUUGAGGUCAUUCUCUCGCGGGCCAGGGCCGGGCGACUCUUUAUUUGCCGGAUUUGGUAGUUGAAAGGUGAAAGAGAACCCUGAGAUCCCCCAGCGAAAAUGUGUUGCGGCCCCUGUGGAAGGAGUCAACUUUCAGGCUGUUAAAGUCCUCAAGUCAUUAGCUUCAGCUGCUGCACUAAAGGGGCAAGCCAGCGCCUCUAAGUGGCUUAGCGCACAAACGAGGCUCCCGAGACGGCCGCUGCAACUCCAUCCGCUCUUCCACCACCGGCUGCACGUGAAUUGCUCUCCGGAGCCCAUCUCGGCACAGCCUACGAGACAGCAAUAGCAACACCUCUUGACAUGGAAAUGCACUGAUACAAUAGGCAAAAGAAGCACUCGAUUGCCUCUCCCGGUUCCAGGUGGCCUUAUUUGGGCGAUUCGUUCCUGACCUUAUUCCUGUGAUGGAGGAUUCAGGCAUCCAGCGGGGCAUCUGGGAUGGAGAUGCCAAGGCUGUCCAGCAAUGUCUAACAGAUAUUUUUACCAGCGUUUACACCACCUGCGACAUCCCUGAGAAUGCUAUAUUCGGUCCCUGCAUCCUGAGCCAUACUUCCCUGUAUGACAGCAUAGCUUUCAUUGCGCUCAAGUCCACAGACAAGAGAACAGUCCCCUAUAUCUUCCGGGUAGACACCUCAGCAGCAAAUGGUUCUUCGGAAGGUCUCAUGUGGCUGCGUCUCGUCCAAUCAGCCAGAGAUAAAGAGGAACAGAACCUUGAAGCCUAUAUAAAAAACGGACAGCUGUUUUACCGCUCUCUCCGCAGGAUUGCCAAAGACGAGGAGUUACUAGUUUGGUACGGGAAAGAACUGACUGAGUUACUCUUGCUCUGCCCCUCUAGAUCCCACAGCAAAAUGAAUGGGUCGUCCCCUUACACAUGCCUGGAAUGCAGCCAACGUUUCCAGUUUGAGUUCCCCUAUGUGGCGCAUCUGCGCUUCCGCUGCCCCAAGAGACUUCACAGCGCUGAUGCCAGCCCCCAAGAAGAGCAAGGCGGCGGCGUGGGCACCAAGGAUCACGGGGGCGGGGGCGGUGGCAAAGACCAGCAGCCGCAGCAACAGGAAGCGCCCUUGGGCCCCGGCCCCAAGUUCGGCAAAGCCGGACCUAUCCACCACUACCCGGCCCCCUCCCCCGAGGGCAGUAACCAGCCCGCGGCAGGCGGCGGCGGCGGCGGCGCCAAGCCCUCCACGGACUUUCACAACCUGGCCCGGGAGCUCGAAAACUCGGGGGGAGGCAACAGCUGCUCCCCCGUCCGGGGCCUCGGUGGCGGCGGCGGCGGCGGCGGCCACCAGGAGGCGGAGCUGAGUCCCGACGGCAACGCCACAGGCGGCGGCAAGGGGAAGAGGAAAUUCCCGGAGGAGGCGGCGGAGGGGGGCGGCGGCGUGGGGCUGGCGGGGGGCCGGGGCCGCUUCGCCGAGCGGCCCCUGACCGCCUCCAAGGAGGACUUGGUGUGCACCCCGCAGCAGUACCGCGCCUCGGGCAGCUACUUCAGCCUGGAAGAGAACGGCCGCCUCUUCGCGCCGCCCAGCCCCGAGACGGGCGAGGCCAAGCGCAGCGCCUUCGUGGAGGUGAAGAAGGCGGCCCGAGCGGCCGGUCUGCAGGAGGACGCGGCCGCCGACGGCGGGGGCGCGGCCGCCGAAGACCAGGACGCGGGCGGCGGCGGCGGCGGCGGCUCCUCCACGCCCGUGGCCGCUUCGCCUGCAGGCGCCGACAAGCUGCUGGCCCCGCGGCCUGGGGCGGGCGGCGGCGCGGGCGCCGGGGCCUCCGGCGGAGCGGGCGGCGGCCAGGGUGCCGCGUCGGACGAGCGCAAGAGCGCCUUCUCGCAGCCGGCGCGCUCCUUCUCCCAGCUGUCCCCGCUGGUGCUGGGCCAGAAGCUGAGCGCGCUCGAGCCGUGCCACCCCGGCGACGGCGUGGGCCCCACCAGACUCUACCCCGCCGCCUCCGACCCUCUGGCCGUGAAGCUCCAGGGGGCCGCGGACCUGAACGGAGGUUGCGGGGCCCUGCCGAGCGGUGGCGGCGGCGGCCUGCCCAAACAGAACCCCUUCCUCUACGCCACCGCCUUCUGGCCCAAGAGCUCCGCUGCCGCCGCGGCUGCGGCCGCGGCGGCCGCGGGGCCCCUGCAGUUGCAGCUGCCCUCGGCGCUCACGCUGCUGCCGCCUUCCUUCACCUCGCUGUGUCUGCCCGCGCAGAACUGGUGUGCCAAGUGCAAUGCCUCCUUCCGCAUGACCUCCGACCUGGUGUACCACAUGCGGUCGCAUCACAAAAAGGAGUACGCGAUGGAGCCCUUGGUGAAGCGGCGGCGGGAGGAGAAACUCAAGUGCCCCAUUUGCAAUGAGUCCUUCAGGGAGCGCCACCACCUCUCCAGGCACAUGACCUCGCAUAAUUGACACGGAAAGGACCCUGGCUUUCCACGCGCGCACAGUCACAGUCAAGCCACCUACAGGAAAAACGCGAGGACAUCCACCACCUCCUUGUGACCUGAAACACUGCACCCAAAGACAGACACACACACACACAUACACGUGCCACCCCAACCUUCUCAUUGACCUGUUUACCCGAGACCUGCAUUAUACACGCAGACACACACACGCACGCACGCAUACAAGACAGGAUGGUGGAUUUUUGAUUGGGUGGGUUGUUCGAGGGGUUUUCUUUUGAAUGCACGCAUUUUCACUUUCCAAAAACAAAGGUACAUUUUUAAAAAUGUCAUAUAUUGCAACAUAUUGAUGCAUUUGUCAUACGUUUCUACUUAAAUUAUUAAGCACUUACGGUUUAGAUGUAAUAAUUAUAUGUAAGGGCAAAAUUUAUUUUAGAUAUAAAGUAAAGGAGGAAGGUGAGAUGCUUUCUGCAUUUCUUGAUGACAGUUUGUGUUCUUACAAAAAAAUAAAAUAAAUAAAAAGGGGUCACCAUUCAAUUUAAGUUUCCAGGGGGAAGUGCAUGUAUCAUGAAAUGAUUAUGGACUUCAAUGAAGAAUGUCAUCAUUAUGUAAAUAUGUAUUUCCUUUUAAUACAAAGUGUAAUUUUGUGCCAGUGAAAUGGAGUCUGAAUAGUUAUGUGUUUCUUUUAUCCCUGGAAAGAUUUAUUAAACUUUAUAGAUUAUCCAGGUAUGUUGGAUGCUUUGACAAUAAAUGACUAUUUUCUUCAAAGCAA